Abrus precatorius (Indian licorice) is the source of this 486-nucleotide messenger RNA. Its product is annotated as universal stress protein PHOS34-like. The record is from RefSeq and is a predicted model, not a curated record. The transcript is spliced from 4 exons. Bases 1 to 486 code for a protein of 161 amino acids. NCBI's taxonomy places the organism in Eukaryota, Viridiplantae, Streptophyta, Magnoliopsida, Fabales, Fabaceae.
AUGGCGAGUUCUUCAGAGAAACGAGUAAUGGUGGUGGCGAUGGAUGAGCAUGAGCACAGCAACUAUGCCUUGGAGUGGACCUUAGAACAUUUCUUCACUCCUUUUGCUCCAAAUGCUCCUUUCAGUCUUGUUAUUGUCAAUGCCAAACCCUCUCCACCUCUUGCUGUGAGCAUGGCAGGACCUGGGUCUGAAAUUUUUCCUGCAGUAGAAGUGCAGCUGAAAGUGAUUGCUGAACAAAUUAUAGAAAGGGCUAUGCAAAUUUGUUCCAGUAGAUCGAUUCAUGAAGUGACAGUGGAAGUGGCUGAAGGUGAUGCUAGGAAUGUUCUGUGUGAAGCCGUAGAUAGACACCACGCAACAAUAUUGGUUUUAGGUAGCCAUGGCUAUGGAGCUAUCAAAAGGGCGGUUCUUGGAAGUGUGAGUGACCACUGUGCUCAUCAUGCUCAUUGUACAGUGAUGAUUGUGAAGAGGCCCAAGUUCAAAAAUUAA